Messenger RNA from Penaeus chinensis, 6431 nucleotides. It is a transcript of the gene INPP5E, whose product is annotated as inositol polyphosphate 5-phosphatase E-like. The transcript is spliced from 15 exons. NCBI's taxonomy places the organism in Eukaryota, Metazoa, Arthropoda, Malacostraca, Decapoda, Penaeidae. The record is from RefSeq and is a predicted model, not a curated record. Gene Ontology annotation, biological process: phosphatidylinositol dephosphorylation. The coding region runs from base 221 to 2905 and encodes 894 amino acids. Gene Ontology annotation, molecular function: phosphatase activity.
AAGGGGUUCCAGUGGUGGCUCACCCGUGGCGGCGAAGGGACCUGCUCGCCUUCUCCUGCCUCACCUGCCUCAGUGCCAAGCCAGUCGCACUAGAGCCAUGGCACUGAGUGGUGGUGGCGGUGGAUGAGAGAGAGAGAGAGGAAAUAAGAGAGAAACGGAGAGCCGAGAACGAAUAAGCGAGAGCCAGAGAGGUUGGAGUUUUGUAUCGUCCACGUCCUCAAUGGACCCAGACAGCACCCAGAAUGGGGUCAGUAAGAAGAUGGGCCUUGCUCGCCUGGCCAAGGCUCGCAGCAUCUCCAACAGCCUAAACAACCUGCAGUUCAUUGAUGAUAACCCUGAGGGUAAAGGAGAACUAACAAGUUACUCAGACAUGCUAACCUCUGACUUCACAAUUCCUGCAGUUGUCCUGACCACCCCAACCCAGUCCCCACAAUCCCCUCUCAACCUCCCCAGCCUCCCCAAUGAUACUCUGCGAGCCCAGGAACAACACACUGAAGUACAAGGCUCACCUCUGAGGAGCUUCAGCAGGCAAGGAGCUGGUGUCAACUUAUUGCCAAACAAAAUGAAUGUGUCUACACUGAGUGGACAGCCAACAGAAAAGAAAAAUAAGGGUGCAAGUCCAGAUGACGAUGUGGUUUCUGUAGAUUCAAGUCAUGGGCAGGUGCCUUGUAGUGACCCUGAUUUUAUAAGAGGUGGGAAGUCAGGAAUAAAGGGAAGCCCACCUCAACAGAAGAUUGCUGCUGAAGGUGAUAAGCAGAGUGUAAAGUCUGACAGCAUGAACAGUGGUGAUUCACCUGGGAAGAAGAGUGAGUCUUCAUCUGGUUCACCUGGGAAGAAGAGCGAGUCUUCAUCUGGCUCCUCUGGAUUUUACUCGCCCAUGCUAGCAAGGCGUUCCCGCCUGGAGCCUCCAAAAGUCAAGCGGUCAAGAUCUCUUACACGCCUCACAGAAGCCAUAAAUCAGAUACAUAACCUUUGUGUUUUUCCUGCCCAGCCAGCAGUUGCUCCUGAAAAUCAGAAAGGAGGCUCCCCACCAAGCAGCCCUUCACACCAGCCUGUCAGUCUUCACCUCUCAGCCCCAGAGGUAAUGGGCGCCUUCACCCUUACCCCCCUCAUUGCCACGCACAGUAGAAUAGACAAAGAUCGUACCCAGUCUCCCAGGCUUUCAAGGCGGUCUGCAUUCAGGGGGACCAUGCAAGAUCGAAAACAGUCCAGCAUGUAUUCCCUUGAUGCAGUUGCCUCACAAACCAGUAGUUGCCCCGAUAAGAAUUCAAGCCUUGAGGAUAUAACACCUUUACCCCAUGUGACCAACCCGAGUGAUUCACCUCCUAGUCUUUCACGUGCGUUUGUGGUAGAGAAUGGAAUUAAUACCUCUAAAGCCCCUGGUACUAAAACACCUGCUUCUCACACUAAUGGUGAGGUUUUGGAUCCCAAAACACAGGGUAGUGAACAUAGACAGAGUAGAGGGAGAUCAAAAAGCUCAAGGGGGAAACAAAAAGUGAAAGGUACAACUAAUCCCAAGAGUGGUUGUGUGUCUGCAGAAUUAAAGCAUGCAAGUACUGCCCCUCACAGCCUAAGUGCUCAAGGAGACAGCCAGUCAACGAAGCCUGCUUUUGUAUUAGUAAAGAAGAUGCGUUCUGGAAGGGCCGUGGUGUGGGACAGUUACAAGCCCAUGUCAGAGGACCAUAGCAGCAUCUCCAGCAGCGACGACCGUGAGGAUGAUAUUGCGAAAGAUUCUCCUCACCAUGAUUACCGAUCUGCAUCACUGGAUGAACUGACAAACAUUGGCAUUCCUGUUGGGUUGCCUAUUUUGUCUCCAGGAGAUUUAAAGCACAAGAAUUACCUCUUUGGUGGCUUCUCAAGCCUGCUUGGAGCUUCAGAGCUAGAUCGCUACAUCCCUAAACGCUCCAUCACCAUAUUUAUUGCUACAUGGAAUAUGAAUGGCAAGGAGCCUCCUCAGAACCUUGAGGACUUCUUGUUGCCAGAAGCACUUGAGCAGGUUCCUGACAUGUAUGUUGUGGGCACACAGGAAUCUGGAGGCAGCCGAUCGGAGUGGGAGGUGCGGUUACAAGCAGCUAUUGGGCCAUCACAUGUACUCUUCACUUCUGCAAUUUUUGGUGUCUUGCAUCUCAUCAUCUUUCUCAGGAGAGAUUUACUCUGGUUUUGCUCAGUACCUGAAGAAGCAACUUAUAGCCUUCGUCCUGGUGUGGCAUACAAAACAAAGGGAGGUGUUGGCAUUGGUUUUCAGUUCUUUGGGACAAGGAUGUUGUUUAUAAACUCUCACCUUACAGCACAUGAGGAAAAGCAACAGUAUAGAAUCCAGAAUUUCCGUAAUAUUUGUCAUUCUCUGGAUAUCCCACGUCUUCUGCCACACAAGUUCAAAAAUAAAGAUGUUACCCAUCGUUUCGAUUGUGUCUUCUGGCUCGGUGACCUGAACUUCCGUCUGGCAGUCAGUCGAGACCAUGUGUUUGAAAGACUGAAGCAGCCUGGUCGUGAGGCAUAUGAGCAUCUGUUACAGUGGGAUCAGCUUUCCCAGGCACAACAAAAGGGUGAAGCAUUCACAGAAUUUAAGGAAGGAACAAUAUCUUUUCCACCAACCUUCAAAUAUGACCCUGGUACUGAUCAUUAUGACACUUCUUCUAAACAACGUGUUCCUUCAUACACAGACAGAAUUCUCUUCAAGAGUGGACGUGGCGCUAUCACAUGUUCCAGCUACAACUAUUGUCCUCUUUUUAGGACAUCAGAUCAUAAGCCAGUGUCAGGGGUGUAUGAAUGCAAAAUUAGACCUGGAAAGGAUGAUGUGCCAUUGGCUGCUGGGAUGUUCAACAGGGAUGUGUAUAUCGAGGCACUGAGGCGCAGGAGGAGGUUCCUCUACCAGCCUUCUAUGAAAAACUGUCCUGUUCAGUGAGGAAGCAUCCUGAGACAGAAAAUAAGAAUAGUGUUUGUGUAGAACAUGGCAGUAAAUCUGUCAAGUGGCUGAGAAGGGUUUACCUCCAAGCAAUGAAAAAUGCAAUCUGUUUUUGUUAGAGUAAAUUGUUGUGCAAUAAUAAUAAUUUUGUUAUGUCUUUAUUACUGAAAAAGUUAUGGUGCUUUAAGAAGCAUACAUUAUGGUGCAAAUGCAGGAGUUAGUUUAGACAGAUGUUAUAUUUUUUUCUUUUUAAUGGAUCUGGAAAAGUAGGAAAUUAUAAAUUUAAAUUUUAUUGUCACAUAUCUCUGUGCCAAAUUAGAAUCUCCUUAACUUUCAAGGAUGUCAUGAGAAUAUGUUGAGUGCAUUUAAUCAGUGAUUGUUAAGGUAGAAUAAGAAAGGUCAACAGAUCGUUUUUUGAAUCUCAGCUGAUAUUUUCAUAUGUAAUAUUUUCAUGAAAGACUGUUGUAUAGUUAUUGAAUCUUGCCAUCACUUCCUAUUGUGAUAUAUAAGCCUACUUAGAGUGACUUGUUUUCUUGUCUUUGGUGAACCCAAAAAAAAAUUUCAUAUGUACAGUAGUCAUGUCUUAUUUGGAAAGAGGGUUGAUGUGCCUGUUUUAGCACAAUUUGUGAAAUGAAAUGUGUUCAUAGACAUUUAGAACAGGUUAUCAUGCUGUAUGGUUUGUGAUAAAAAUUGGUGUAUGUGAAAGACCUGCAGAUUGGAUUGGAUAUAUUUUAUCUUUAAAACUUUAUCAAGACUUAAUGCUUACUUACCGUCCAUAAAAGGAAGGGACAAUUUCUGAAAUAGAAGAAAAACAGGUAAAACAGUAGUUGAUAAGGUCAACAGAAGGGGCAAAUUCACAUCAGGUCACAUAUCCUCUUUAAUGUGGAAAGUCACUUCAUUAAACUCAUCUGUGAUGUUUGAAGCAUUGUUGUAUAGGUAAAGUGAAUGAAGAAGUUAUUUAUCAUUGACUUUGUUAUAUGUAAUGUUGGAAGGCUGUAAUGGUGGCAAAAAGAGUCCUGAUGCAGUGUCUUGUUUUUACAUACACUACCUUGUGAACAUUCAGGUAGUGAGCAGCAAAGCCUUUAAAUCAAAAUAUUUGAAUAAUCUAAGGUCCAUGAUUUGCUUGUUAUUAUUGAACAUGUAUUCAUGUCAUCAUGGUAGUUGCCACCCAGUGUGCUGAAAAAUUUUCUGCCUCUUCAUUCAGUUUUACUAUAUUUUAUUUAUCCCACUCUGAAAGCAAAUGCAAAAUUUAUAUCCAAAACAUCUGUUUAGAGUUUCCUUUUAAAAAUGUGUUAUAUGUUUCCCUGUAGUGUGUUAUUAUUUUUCAGUUUAUGUUUAUGACUAGGCAAUUUCUGUACCUGUUCUUUAUAAACAUACACAGUACCUUUUAUGCAUCCGAUGCAAUAUUCCCUGAUAUUUAGAAUGUAUUUUAAGAUGUAGGUUUUUUCUAAAUUUGUUAAUUAUUAAUAAUUGUGAAAAAUAUUUUACUCCAGUGAAUAUUCACUCCAAUGAAUAUUAACAGAUUUAUUCGGUCUGGGAAAAAAGGUUUUCUCAGACUUUUUAUAUAUGUUGUAAUCACUUCCCAUAAGUCAUCCCAUUUCUCUUUUAUCCCUUUUUUGUUUAGUCUUCUCUACUUUCUGUUCAUUCUAAUAUUAUUUUUAUCUCUAUUCCACUCUGCCCUAUUCUGCUCUCCAUCUCCAUUUCAUUUUCCUACUAUCAGUACUUUCAUGCACAUUUUAUAUCAUUUUAUUUCUAGGAAUGCAGGUAUCCUGCAUUAGUUACUAAAAUUCAGAAUUCAUAGAUAACAAAUAAAGAAUUGAUAGCUUACUUUGCAGUGAAUCAGAUAGACAUCAUGUUUGCAGCUUUUCUUUUCUGUGAUCUCAAGAUAUGUGCAGUUAUUGUUCAUAAAAUGUUCAGCUGAAAAUGAAGAAUACACACAAAACUCCCUUUUAGUAAUAUAGUUUAAUACUGAUAAAUAGUGUAAAAUGUAAUUACCAGUACCCAGGCAAGAGUAAAUUGAUUUUUCUUUUCUGCAAUACAGAAGACCAGGGAUACUUGUAUCACAGAUAGAAGUUUUAGUUCUCUGGUAAUUUUUAAAUGUAAUGAAUUUCUUUAUUUUGAUUUUUUACAUUAAUUAACCCUGUCAGACAGUAGCAUAUCAGUCCAAUCUAGUCAUCUAGGUUUAUGAAUGUAUUUAUUGACAACUCACUACUUUGUGUUUAUGAGCAGGUAAUGUGAGCUGCCAUGAGCAGUGGAAUAUUAGGAAUUUCUCUCAGGACUUCCUAAUACAUAUUUGCAUUAAUCACAUUGCUAUUUGUAGGAGUUUGAAUGAUAAUGUGAAAUUCAGAAGGUUAUGCAAAUUGAAAAGGAUUGUUUGAAAAGUUCAAGAGGCAUUUUUUGUUUUUGUUUUUUUAGAUUUGAAAUUUAUCAAUGAUUAAGAUCAAAGUUUUAUUCUGAAAGUAAUAUAGGUGCAAUAGUAUGUUAUGUAUGAGUUAGCACUUGGGGUUUUAUCUGUAGACACAACUAAUGGUGUACUUUGCAUAUUAGCCUGAAAAUGUGAAGGCAUCAAGUACUAGGAAAAAAUGCAAAUAAUGGAAAUUCCUUAUUUAACAUAUUAGAAGAUUAAUAUUCAGACUUCCUCUUGCAUUAGUAAAGAUUUGGUGACUAAAGUUAGUGCAGUACUGAACUAUAUAUUAGCUAUUAUGUAUCAGAUUAUAGUGUUGGGACUGAUGGCAUGGAAUUAGCUCAGUACCUCUAAUAUGCAUUUAAGUAAGUCUCAUAAAGGUAAGCAUGCAAACACUGUAUUCCAACCAAGAUUGUCCUUUGUCUUAUAAUAUUAAGGUUAUAGUUCUGCACAACUAGUAGAUGAAAAAAAAAUUGCUCACACUCCUUCCAAUUUUAAUAAGGAUAAUUGUAGUUUUGCUAUCAAAAGAAUUGUUUUAAAGGAUGUUUUAAUAACUUAUAGAUUAUUUUGUUUAAGAUCAUGUUAUUAGCAUAGGAAUUUUGCCACCAAAAUUUGCACUGUAGUGUUCACAAGAUAGAUAGAAUGAUUUUUAUGGUUACAUGUUUCUGGUGUUGAGAAUAUUUGACAUUAAGCAGUCUUUAAGAUAAUACUAUUGCAACCUAUAUUGAAUAUCUAUGAUCGUUAUGCUUUAAUGAAGGAAUAGUUGAUGACCUAUGAAGUCAGUCAACUUGUAUGCCUUCAUGCAUAAGCAAGGCAGUGAAGAGAUUCAUCAUACAAAAAUGUUUUAUUUUAAUAAAUACGCUGUUUUACAAAUGUUAUUUUGCCUUAAAAGUAAAUUUGUAUUGUGAGUAUUUUUAUGUUGUAGGCUGUGUUGUAUUAUUUUUUUUGAAGCAAGUAAAUUUUGUGAAUCUUAAAGUCAUGAAGAGGAUUUCAAGAUCAUAUUUUUUUAAGGAAUUAGUUAUAAAGCUUUAAGUGUUAUAAUCAUUGUAAACUCUACUUUCAUGAAAUCUACUUAUCAAAACCUUGUUUCUGUUAUGGAACAAAAUAAAAGAUGAUAAUAUA